Molecule: messenger RNA, 1226 nt
Organism: Aethina tumida (small hive beetle)
Lineage: Eukaryota; Metazoa; Arthropoda; Insecta; Coleoptera; Nitidulidae
Product: galactokinase-like
Exons: 6
Coding region: 6-1190 (394 amino acids)
Biological process (GO): galactose metabolic process; carbohydrate phosphorylation
Cellular component (GO): cytosol; cytoplasm
Molecular function (GO): galactokinase activity; ATP binding
Source: RefSeq, a predicted model, not a curated record
ACACAAUGGCCGAGCUUAUGCCUAGGGUAGACGAAGUGGUGGCGGCAGCGGAGGCGGUUUACGUUAAUGAGUUCGGCGCGAAGCCGGAUGUAAGGGUUUAUGCGCCCGGCAGAGUAAAUCUUAUUGGGGAGCACACCGACUACAAUGAGGGCUUCGUUAUGCCGAUGGCACUGCCCUUAGUCACAGUCAUCGUGGGCUCAGCAAUAGAAGGAGAGGAAACUACCCUCGUAACGACCAACAUCGAUGCAGAUAAACCACUAAGAACCACCUUCGAAGUACCCAAUAAAAACUCUUUGGUCAGAACUAUAACUCCUGGCCCACCGAAAUGGUCGAACUAUGUGAAAGGUGUAAUUGCAAAUUAUCUGGGAAAUCUUCCGCCCGCCUUCAACGCGGUGAUUCACACGAGCGUGCCGACAGGGGGUGGUCUGUCCAGCAGUGCUGCCCUAGAAGUUGCAACUUAUACAUUUUUGGACGCAAUCACCGAACCAAACACGAUCAUGCCGACUGAUAAAGCUCUGGCGUGUCAGAAGGCUGAACACGAAUACGCCGGUAUGCCAUGCGGCAUCAUGGAUCAAUUCAUUUCUGUUCUUGGAAAAAAAGACAAUGCGUUGCUUAUUGAUUGCCGACACUUGACUUCUACUUUAAUUCCAAUCACAGAUCCGAACUAUGUUUUCCUGAUCACAAACUCGAAUGUAAAACACGAACUGACUGGUAGUGAAUAUUCGACCAGAAGAAGACAAUGUCAAGAAGCUGCACAAUUAAUUAAAAAAAUUAGCCUUAGAGAUGCAAAUUUAGAUGACAUCAACUAUUUAAUAUCCAUUAACACGGAUAAUGAUAUUGUAAAAAGAGCGAGACACGUUGUGACAGAAAUCCAAAGGACCGUUGAUGGAGCUGAGGCAUUGAAGGAAAAAAAUUAUGUGAAAUUCGGACAAUUGAUGGUGGAAAGUCACAAUUCUCUAAAGAAUGACUAUAAUGUGUCCUGCCCUGAAAUCGACCAACUCGUAGAGUUGGCAUUACAAGUUGAUGGUGUUGUGGGCAGUAGAAUGACUGGAGGAGGUUUUGGAGGCUGUACAGUCACUCUGGUUCACAGUCGGUCGGUAGAUGAUGUUAUUGCAAACAUUAAGAAAGGUUAUAAAGGGAAGCCUGCCUUUUAUGUUUGUAGUCCAAGUGAUGGUGCUCGACAAUUUUGAUUGUUUCUAUUAAAGUAAAACAAAAGUUAAAUUCUA